AUGACCAAGGCAGUCGAAAAGGUUACAGGCGAGUACCGCCAGUACCUGCCCGACCUUAGCCUCCCGCGCUUCCAGGUGAUGUGCCAGCAGGAUGCGCAUGAGUACGCGAACGAGUUUAAGACCGGACAGCAGCCACCAUGGCUGUAUGCGCUGUAUAUGCAUUGGUUAGAGCUACUACAGGAGCCAUUCAAAGGCGUGACAACGGAUGGAACCGUCCGUCCGGGUCUGUUCACAAUACAAGAAGAAGACAUCCCAAUGCAACAAAUUGUCAAUGCAACAGAGUCGUUAACUGCUCUGCUAGACAACAAGCAAAAAGAAGCCAUCAACUACCACAUCGACUCCCCACAGUGGCGCACAUGGUCAAAUCCCGAGUUCCUGCUCGCGGACAAGGGCAUCCGGCUCGAUGAAGUCAACGCCACGACCCGGGAUGCAGUGAUGAAUAUCCUGAAGACAACCCUCUCACCAGAAGGCUAUGCGAAAGCCGUUAGUGCAAUGCGCAUCAACCACUUCCUCGGCGAGCUAGUCAAGUCGCCCGCAGUGAUGAACGAAUUCUCCUACAACUUCGUCCUCUUCGGCCGUCCAUCAACCACCCGCCCCUGGGGCUGGUCAUUCUACGGCCACCAUCUCUGUCUGAACAUCUUUCUCUACAAAGAGCAAAUUAUCGCGUCGCCGUGGUUCACUGGUGCAGAGCCAAAUGAGAUCGACGCUGGCCCGCAUGCCGGCACGCGCAUCAUGCAGAUCGAGGAGAAGCUCGGGUUGCAGUUGAUGCAGUCGCUCUCGACAGAGCGAAAGGCUUCCGCUCGUGUCUUUGUCCAAAUGAAGGAUCCGGCCAUGCCGCCCGGUCGCUGGAAUAAGGACGACCAGCGCCACCUGUGCGGUGCAUACCGUGACAACCGUGAGGUGCCGUAUGAGGGCAUUCUAGCGUCAAAUUUUGAUGCGGUCCAGAAAGAUCUCCUGUAUGGCAUCCUGGAGCAGUAUCUGCUUUAUCUGCCCGCUAAAUCGCGGGCCAUGAAGAUUGACCAGGUGCGCGCGCACGAAGCGGAGACGUACUUUUGUUGGAUUGGAGGGUAUGGCGAUGAGGAUCCCUUCUAUUACCGCAUUCAGAAUCCGGUGAUUCUGGUUGAAUUUGACCACCACUCCGGGGUGUUUUUGAGCAACGAGGAGCCGAAAAAAUUCCACAUUCACACUCUGCUUCGCACGCCGAACGGGGGUGACUAUGGUCAGGCGCUGCGGCCACAAAUUCCGGCCACGGAGGGAUUGAAUGGGAAAGCAAUUGUCUGGUAG
This is a messenger RNA of Penicillium digitatum Pd1, 1284 nucleotides long. Its product is annotated as DUF3500 domain-containing protein. The record is from RefSeq and is a predicted model, not a curated record. Lineage: Eukaryota; Fungi; Ascomycota; Eurotiomycetes; Eurotiales; Aspergillaceae.